Aspergillus pseudotamarii is the source of this 1543-nucleotide messenger RNA. RefSeq lists its product as uncharacterized. The coding region runs from base 346 to 1242 and encodes 298 amino acids. Lineage: Eukaryota; Fungi; Ascomycota; Eurotiomycetes; Eurotiales; Aspergillaceae. The transcript has a single exon. The record is from RefSeq and is a predicted model, not a curated record.
AUACACCAAGCAAACUACUCCCUCUAUCCGAUGCAACAGGGAGUAAAAAGUAUUUGGUAUACAUCCCCAACUGCAUAGGUCAGGUAAACAUCCUGCAAGAACCAACGCACCUCGACUAUCCCGAUAUCACAUUCCCCACCUGGGGUGUGUUCAGGGAAAGAAAAUAAAAAAAAAACCCUCCACCCCCCGCAAUCAAUAUAGCCCAAAACGAACAAAACCAAACAAAACACAGCGCUUUAUCGAUAGUCUUAUAAAACCCCUCGAUUGACCCCUCAUCGCCUGUGACGAACGCUGUCGUUCAAGUCCAGACGAAGUUUACAAGCUGGGAGAACAGAAAAGGAAACAAUGAGUUUCUUCUCUAAGAUCUUCAGAUCCUGCCUUCAGGGUCGACGGAGGCAGAGACAGAAGCAGAAACAUGAUCGUGAUACCCCGCCGGCUGUGCCGCCUAAGGACCCUGUCCCUUAUUCAUGUCCCCCCGGGGUCAAUCCCGAUUUGGUGAAAAAGCCUUCUAUCCGGAUUGUGGAGAAGGAUGAAGGUGAUGAGGGGAGACCCGGGUCUCGGUGUGGGAGUGGUUAUAGGGGGAAUGUGGUUGAGACACCUGUGAAGGUGUCUGAGGAGACUAUUGUUGCUGUUGAGGGGGACACUGGGUUUGAAGGUGUGGAAAGAGAUUUCAAGGAUGAGGAAGGUGAACAGGAUGAAGAGAAAGGGGAUGAUCAUGACAAGAAAGACGACCGACAACCGCACUGCAUCCCCGAGAGACCGCAAAGGAAAAAUACCGUCAAGGGGCCCGAAGUCAGGAGUCGGAUGAUCGAAGACAUCCCCGAAGAAACCGACACAGAGACCGAAUCGAAGAUAAAAGCACCCGACCAAGAACCGGACACAACAAUCCCAGCCAAAGACGAAAAAGGCAUGCCAGCCUGGCGGGUCAGUCGGCGCAAAUCUCUCGUCGAAAUCAUCAACCUCCUGCAGGCUACUGCGGCGUCGGCGCCCAAGCUAUCUAGCAUCCGACUCCCCAGCAUCCCGCCCAAAUCGCCGCUUCGCACGCGCGGCUCAGUGGCAUCACUCUCUUCAUCUGUGUCCUCGGCCACGAUGACGGAAGAUGAACCCGCUAAUCUGAAGAAAGAACGAAGGAUGGCCGCGGUGAUGCUUCGCGGUGGUCGGUUUGGAAACCGCAAAUCAGCGGACGAGACGAUGAUAGCAUCAGCUACGGCUAACGAUAAGGAGAAGCUUCUUUUUUGCUAGGAAUGGCGUUUGGGGUUCGGGGUUUUUUCUUUGGUGUACUUGGUCGAUAUCGGGGGGUUUUGUUUCCUUUAUAAGGAGGUUUUGGACUGGAAUUUCUUGAUUUGUAUACUAUUGUGGGGGUUCUUGUACAGGUGAUUUUGUUUUCGGUGUGGCGUGGUGUAUGAUAUAGGUGUGUUCAUCUUUCUUUUCGACGAUGUUUUAUGUAUGAAUAGUAUCAUAUUCAAGUGAAAGAACAUAGUGGUCAUUGAUAAUUCUUGGAACCGUAGCGGGUAUUAAAACUUGGGUAGACUGUUAGUAUUGC